ACUCUCUUUAUUUAUUCCUGCGAUUUUAUUAUUUCACACACGCGAAAAACGCACAUUCUUGAAAACAACUCUAUUCACCCCCCUCUAGAGUUGCACAUUUGUCUAACAAUUGGUAUCGGAGCAGGAAGUUCUUCGAAUACGUUAUUUUUUCAGGAACUAAAAGAUCAAAUGGCAUCAAGAAUGUUCAACGCAGGAGUGACUGAGGGACAAUCAACCACGAGGCCACCUUUGUUCGAUGGAACAAACUACUCGUAUUGGAAGGAGAGGAUGAGAAUCUUUAUCCAAUCCAACGACUACAAGCUGUGGUUGAUUGUGAAGAACGACUGCAGAGUCCCAAUGAAGAAAGUCGGUGAAGUAAACGUCCCCAAAACUGAAGAGGAGUUCACCGACGAAGAUUGCAAAAAGAUGGAGCUCAACGCAAAGGCAAUAAACAUGAUUUAUUGCGGUGUUAAUGCGGAUGACUACCACAAAAUCUCGCGGUGUGAAACCGCAAAACAAAUGUGGGAGAGAUUGGAGGUCACCUACGAAAGAACCGCGCAGGUUCGGGAGGCCAAAAUCGACCAUCUCACCCACGAGUACGAACUCUUCUCAAUGAAAGAAAACGAGAAGAUUGAGGAAAUGUUUGAGAGGUUCUCUAACAUCAUUAAUCCUCUCAAUCUUCUCGGGAAGACAUACACCGACCGAGAACUUGUAAAAAAGAUGCUACGAAGCUUAUCCCCAAAAUGGCGUUCAAAGGUGGUUGAAGAGAAGAGCAAGAGGUCUAUUGCUCUACCCGCAACAAUAUCAUCCCACAACAACGUUGAUGAUGAAGAUGAUGACAGCGACGACACCGACCUCGGACUCUUCGUCCGAAAAUACAAGAAGAUGAUGCUCAAGAGGGGAGCCAAGAAGAACACUCCACCCAAGUGCUAUGGGUGUGGUGAAAUUGGACACAUCAAACCAAUGUGUCCAAAGCUCAAAAACGAGAAGGACAAAAGGGCACCGAAGAAGCAACGUGCCUACAUUUUUUGGGAGAACGGCGGCUCCGGGAGUGAAGACUCGGAAACGGAGGAAGUGGCCAACCUAUGUCUCAUGGCCAUUGAGGAUGGUUCUUAUGACGAUGAAGAAGAAAUCGUUAAGGAAAAGGAACCGGAAGAAGAUAAAAUGCAGGAACAAACGGAGCUUCCUAAAGAAUGGAGAACAUUGAAGAACUACCCAGGGAAGAUGCCAAGGUGCAAGAACGCUUCAUCACGUCAAGAUUCGGUGGCAGAAGAAGGUGAGAGGCCAUGGCGUCGUGAAGGGAGCAAGUACAUCCACAUCCAAACCGGACUCGCCUUCAACACUGGGGCUUCAACCGAGAGGUUCCACAACACCUUUCUCAUGAAGGAGAUCGUCUCACCUAAGAUCGUGAAUAAGGACCUCUUCAAAUCGGUGACCUAUGCCCCGAACCUUACUCGGGACACUCAGGUGCCGGUCAAGAAGGCUUGUUUCAUCACUGAAGCCAAGUUUUCCCAAAUCGUGUACCGUGAGGAGGGCGAUGCUGCACCAAAUCUGGACCUGAUAGUCGCAGACGAAGAAGAGAGCCAAAACGAGACUCAAGCUGAGUCAUCUCAUGCCAGAGGAAGUCGAGCCACGGAGCGCGUCACUCGUCAACGCAAGACUCGUCCAAGAGAAGAAGCACCAAAACCAUCUUGGGUAAAGAGAAUCUUCGAUACUCUCACGUGCAUCCGAGAUGACGUUCGCCAGCUCAACGAGAGGAUGACUCGUUUUGAGCAAUCACGCUCUUACCGUGGCCCGCGUCACAGCUUUAGCGGAGGAGCUCGUCCGGCGAACUCUCUUUGAUUGUUUUCCUUCUGUCUUAACUUAAUAUGAUAUAUUGUUAUUUGCUGUUGUUGUUGUUAAUGACUCUUUUGGUGGAUGAUUAUGUUACCAUUAUGUAUUUGUUUGUUGGUUUGGCAAUAUGGUUCUCUUUUAGAACAUAUUGUCCCUUUGUGGCAUUCUUGUUAGAAGUUCUUUUUUUUAAGAAAAUUUCUUGCAAUUU
Cuscuta campestris is the source of this 2020-nucleotide messenger RNA. Lineage: Eukaryota; Viridiplantae; Streptophyta; Magnoliopsida; Solanales; Convolvulaceae. The record is from the annotation of a GenBank genome assembly.